Episyrphus balteatus (marmalade hoverfly) is the source of this 4305-nucleotide messenger RNA. Its product is annotated as non-canonical poly(A) RNA polymerase protein Trf4-1-like. The transcript is spliced from 2 exons. Lineage: Eukaryota; Metazoa; Arthropoda; Insecta; Diptera; Syrphidae. Gene Ontology annotation, biological process: RNA 3'-end processing. Gene Ontology annotation, molecular function: poly(A) RNA polymerase activity; mRNA binding. Gene Ontology annotation, cellular component: nucleolus; TRAMP complex. The coding region runs from base 559 to 2295 and encodes 578 amino acids. The record is from RefSeq and is a predicted model, not a curated record.
UCACAAAUGUCAGCCUCUCGCUGCAAAUCAAUUCACCUCUCCGAUUUUCUUGUAUAUCGAAGGAAAAAAAGAAGUGUUCAAGCGUGGUUAUUUUUUCUAUUAAAAAAAAUCUUCCAUUAAAACUAAAUUUUACUUCGUAAAUAAUAUCAAAUUAAUCAUUUGCACAUUGCCUUUCAAAUCGGUUAAUAAAAUAUUAACAAUACUAGCGAUUUUCUGCAACGCGAAAAAAUAGAAUUCCAAUUCAAUUUUUUUUUUUUUUUUUGGGAGUUCACCAAAGAGUAGUAGUGUAGAAGAGGGAGACGAAGAGACAAGAAGAGAUAGAAGAUCAAAGAAGAACAAGAAGGCAAAACCGACGAAGAACAAGCAAGCAGCAACCAACAGCACAGCACCAGCAAAAAAAAUAAAAAAUUUUUUUUGCGAUAAAAAUGUCGAGCGUGUAGGAGCACGGUAAUUUUCCAAUAAAUUACACUAAAUUUUUUUGGCAUCGCUGCUCCUCCAUCUACUAAUUAUUCUGGAUCUCUGCCCUGUGCAAUAAGCACAAUCCCGAGUCCCCUGUGGAUGGAUCCUUUUGUUGGCUGGUUUCAAGAGGAACAGGAGGGUCCAGCGCUAAGAACGUGGUAUAAGAUCUGGGAGACAAAUGCCCAUGAAAUGAGCCAAUUGCUCGAUUUGCAGCAGCAAUUUCAGCAACAACAACAACAGCAGCAGCAGCAGCAAAACACCAAGAACGGCAACACCGGUGGCAUCGGCAUCGGCAAUCCCACAAACAACACCAACAUGAUUAUGAUGAACAGAGAACGCGACCGUGAUACAACCAAUGCUGCCUUCCACCAGACUCUGGAUCAACAGCAACAAAAUGCGCCGUCAAACGAGCAGCAGCAACAGCGCGAGCGUCCCACAAAUGACCGAGGAAGCUAUUACAAUCCGUCGCGCAGGAAAAUUGGCCGCAUAGUCGACAAUAAGGCAUCCACUUACAACCUGAACAGACAAGUCGAGAAACUCAUCAGCAAGUACAGAGGUUGUCCGUGGCGCGUACCCAAUUACGUGUACGGACGCGGCGUCAUCGGUUUGCACGAAGAGAUCGAUCAGUUUUAUCAUUAUGUCCUGCCAACGCCCGCCGAACAUGCCAUCCGCAACGAGGUUGUCCUCCGCAUAGAAGCCGUCGUCCAUACUAUCUGGCCAGCAGCCGUGGUCGAGAUAUUCGGAUCAUUCCGAACGGGAUUGUUUCUGCCCACGUCCGACAUUGAUUUGGUCGUGUUGGGAAUGUGGGAGAAGCUGCCGCUGCGUACUCUCGAAACAGAGCUAAUUGCUAGGGGAAUCGCAGAGCCGUCAUCGGUGCGGGUUCUAGACAAAGCGUCGGUGCCCAUUAUUAAGUUGACGGACCGCGAAUCGCAGGUCAAGGUGGACAUUUCUUUUAACAUGCAGUCAGGAGUUCAAUCAGCCGAAUUAAUUAAGGAGUAUAAGCAACAAUUUCCGUUGCUGGCUAAAUUAGUGCUGGUUUUGAAGCAGUUCCUGCUGCAACGUGACCUAAAUGAGGUCUUUACUGGCGGCAUUUCAUCCUAUUCCCUCAUUCUAAUGUGCAUCAGCUUUUUGCAGCUGCAUCCGCGCCAAAUACACUCUGAGACGGCCAAUUUGGGCGUUUUGCUUUUGGAAUUUUUUGAGUUGUAUGGUCGGAAAUUUAAUUAUAUGAAAAUUGGCAUAAGUAUAAAGAACGGUGGCCGUUAUAUUCCCAAGGAGGACCUUCAGCGCGAAAUGGUCGAUGGCCACCGGCCGUCGUUGCUAUGCAUUGAAGAUCCCCUUACAGCUGGCAACGAUAUUGGGCGCUCGUCGUACGGAGCGCUUCAAGUGAAGCAAGCCUUUGAGUACGCUUACCUGAUGCUGUCGCAAGCGGUGUCCCCUUUGAAUAAUUGGGCGAGUGACUGUAACGAGCGUUCCAUACUCGGUCGCAUCAUUCGCAUAACAGACGAUGUGAUCGAUUAUCGCGAAUGGAUAAGAGAGAAUUAUGAGCAUCUGCUAGUCACAAGAAUGUCGCCCGGUGGAGCUAAUACAGGCCUCAUGCUAACAGGGGGCGGCUCUGUGCCAAUGGGACAAACGCAAAAGCAAUAUCAGCAGCUACAGCAGCAUCAUCAUAUGAUUACUGGUGGUGGCGGCGGCGGCGGCGGAGGUGGUGGUGGAGGUGGAAAUAAUAGUAACAAUGACUAUCGACGGCGCGGAAGUACCUCGAGCGGCGACGACUCUGAAGACAGCAAAGAGGGGGACAUAGAAACGAAUAUGAUGUCAACACGCGGUGACACAUGAUGACUGCAGCGACAGCGGUACCACCAGCACCUAAUUCCUAAUUCUAGCUCUCCUUUUAAUCCUUCCAUUCAUACACAACAACAACAACAAAUGCAGCAAAAUCUCUUACCAAAUGUCUAUGCUGCUGCAACUACAACAUCAACAAUAUCGUUGUCAUCGGGUCAGUUGGAGUAUCAUCAUUUGUAUACUCCAACUACUUGAUUGACUUAAAUUCGUUUUUAAUUUCCUCUAAAACAGAAAUAAAAUUCCUCCUCCUAUUCCUUCCAUUUCCCUUUCAAAGUUUUUUGAAAAUUCAAACAAAAAUUAAAUCACUCCUUAUCCUCCUUCCCCAUCAUCCAGUACUCUAUUAUCGUAUUUAAAACAAAAAAAAAGCAUAAAACAACAUUUUUAAAAUAAUAUCAAGAAGGCUGUCGUUAUGAAAGUAAAAGUAAAACAAAAAACAGAUUUUCUUUAGUCGCAUAAGUUUUUUUUUUUUGUUUAUUUACAUUUUUUUUAAAUAAGUCUUUCUCUUUCCAAAUAAUGUUCUUAAACAAAACAACCUUUCAAGGGUUUUUUUUAUAUACUAAUUUUAUUUAAAAAAACAAAAUAAAAAAAACAAAGCAAUUUGAUUUUAAUUUGUUAAAAAAAAAAUGUAUGUGAAAGGUUUUAAGAGAAAUAAGCUUGAAUUUAGGAGUUGAAAAGUGUGUGGACAAAACCUGCCUUAAAAAAAGGACUAAACAGAAAAGUCAUUUUUUUUUUCUUUGUAAAUGCAACUCAGAAAAUAUUUCAAAAAAACAUUUUACAAUUAUAAAUUUAUAUAAAAAAAAAAAAAAUGUCUGCCAUUCGCGGUUCUCGUUGUCUCCUUAAAAAAAAAUUAAUAAUUAUUAUUCUAGUUCUAUCCAAGUUUUUUUUUUUUCAUCAUAUAAAUAGUGAUAGUUAUUUUGUUUCUUAAAUGUUUAAUUAUGUAUAUUUUAUUUUUUAUUAAUUAAUAAUUAUUUUUUGCUUUUUUUUAAACGGUUAAGUUCAAAUGAAAUUUUUCAAAGUUUAAAAACAAAUAAACAAAAAAAAAAAAAAUAUAAAAACAAAACAGAAAAUUAUACAUUAAAAAAAAAUAUAAUUAUUAUUAUUAUAGUUAUUUAAUAGUUUUGUAAGUUUCUAUUUAAAUUAAAACAAACAAACCAUGUUAUAUGAGAAUGAUGCAACAAUUUUAUAUAAUUACGUUACAAAUUCAUACAACAAAAUGAAUAAUUUAGAGAACAAACAAAAAAUAAUAAGAAAUAAAUUAAAGGAAAUCUGAUCAUGAAUUAAAAUAUAAAAGAAAAAAACAAACAAGAAAUCUGAACUUCUGACAAAAAAAAUAUAAAACUACAAAAAAAAAAAAUAUAAAAAACAAAAUUACAAUAAACUGCAACGAGAACUACAAUUUAUUAGUAUUUUUUUCUUACUCUAAUUGAAAAAAAGUCUUACUUACCAGUUAUUAUGAUGUAAAACAAAAAGUUUAUUACAAUAGAUUGUUUUCUUCUCUUCAUAAGUUAUAUACUAUUUGCACGAAAUAUUCUCUUUUUUUUCUUUUUUUAAUUUUUAUUGAAGAUGUUUUACCGUUAAAUACAAUAUUUUCUUUGAAUUUUGUUUGUAAAAUGAUUUUAAUGAUGAUCUUAUAGUUAUGCAAUUAACAUCAACAAUAACAACCAACCAACUUCAACCAACAACAACAACAUUACAGUUUACAAUACACAACAUAUUUUAAAAUUCACUCGAAUUAUUUUCUAACCAGAAUCGAUAUUACAACAAAUAAAAAUUUAUAAUAAAAAUAAAAAAAAAUAACAUAAUUUGAUUGUAUGAAUAAUAAAUUAUUGCAGAAACGAUCGUCUUUUUUGGAAAAAUAAAAAAAAUUAGCAUACAUACAUAAUAAUUAUAUGUUUGAUUGAUUGUACUGUGAAUUUAGUUUUUAAACAAAAAAAUGAAAUGGAAAUUGCAUACAUAAUACAUAUUAUUAUAUAGUAUAUAUAUAUAUGAAAACAAAAAAAUAUA